Molecule: messenger RNA, 2142 nt
Organism: Lodderomyces jiufengensis
Lineage: Eukaryota; Fungi; Ascomycota; Pichiomycetes; Serinales; Debaryomycetaceae
Exons: 1
Coding region: 1-2142 (713 amino acids)
Biological process (GO): ATP synthesis coupled electron transport
Cellular component (GO): membrane
Molecular function (GO): NADH dehydrogenase (ubiquinone) activity; iron-sulfur cluster binding
Source: RefSeq, a predicted model, not a curated record
AUGCAUGCUAUAAGAUCAAAUAUACUUAGAGCAUCAAGACGUUAUAUAUCUUCCACCUCCAAAAGACUAGCAGAAGUUGAAGUUACAGUUGAUGGAAGAAAAGUCAAUAUAGAAGCUGGAUCAUCAAUUAUACAAGCAGCAGAAUUAGCAGGAGUUCAAAUUCCAAGAUAUUGUUAUCAUGAAAAAUUAGCAGUUGCAGGUAAUUGUCGUAUGUGUUUAGUUGAUGUUGAAAGAAUGCCAAAAUUAAUUGCAUCUUGUGCAAUGCCUGUACAAAAUGGUAUGGUUGUUCAUACAGAUUCAGAAAGAAUUAAAAAAGCGAGAGAAGGAGUUACAGAAAUGUUAUUAGAAAAUCAUCCAUUAGAUUGUCCAAUUUGUGAUCAAGGUGGUGAAUGUGAUUUACAAGAACAAUCUCAAAGAUAUGGUUCUGAUCGUGGUAGAUUUAAAGAAUUAGUUGGUAAAAGAGCAGUUGAAAAUAAAGCUAUUGGACCAUUAGUUAAAACCUCAAUGAAUAGAUGUAUUCAUUGUACAAGAUGUGUAAGAUUUAUGAAUGAUGUUGCAGGAGCACCAGAAUUUGGUACUUCUGGAAGAGGUAAUGAUAUGCAAAUUGGUACUUAUAUUGAAAGAAAUAUUAAUUCAGAAAUGUCUGGUAAUAUAAUUGAUUUAUGUCCUGUAGGAGCAUUAACUUCAAAACCUUAUGCUUUUAGAGCAAGACCAUGGGAAUUGAAAAGAACCGAAACUAUUGAUGUAUUAGAUGCUGUUGGAUCUAAUAUUAGAGUUGAUUGUAGAGGUAUUGAAGUUAUGAGAGUUUUACCAAGAUUAAAUGAUGAUGUUAAUGAAGAAUGGAUUUCUGAUAAAACAAGAUUUGCUUGUGAUGGUUUAAAAAAUCAACGUUUGACUACUCCAUUAAUUAGAAAUGGUGAUAAAUUUGAAACUUCUACAUGGGAUGAAGCUUUAUCUACUAUAGCUGCUGCAUAUAACAAAAUUAAACCACAAAAUGGAGAAUUAAAAGCUGUUGCAGGUGCAUUAGUUGAUGCAGAAUCAAUGGUUGUAUUAAAAGAUUUAGUAAAUAAAUUAGGAUCAGAAAAUGUUACCACUGAUGUUCCACAAGCAGUUGAUGCUCAUGGAUUAGAUAUAAGGUCAAAUUAUAUUUUCAAUUCAACAAUUGAUGGUAUAGAAGAAGCUGAUGAAAUAUUAUUAGUUGGUACAAAUCCAAGAUUUGAAGCAGCUACAUUAAAUACAAGAAUAAGGAAGAUAUGGUUAAGAUCAAAUUUAGAAAUUUCUUCAGUUGGUGAAAAAUUCGACUCAACUUUUGAUAUAAAUACAGUUGGUGACAACACAAAAGCUCUUGAAAAGGCUUUAAGUGGAGAAGUUGGUAAAAAAUUAUCAAAAGCUAACAAACCAUUGAUAAUUGUUGGUUCAGGUGUUGCUGAUUCAAAAGAUGCUAAAGCUAUAUAUAAAUUAGUUGGUGAAUUUGCCACAAAACAUAAAAAUUUUAAUACUCCAGAAUGGAAUGGUGUUAAUUUAUUACAUCGUGAAGCUUCAAGAGUUGCUGCAUUAGAUAUUGGGUUUAAUAACUUAUCAGAAACACAAACAAAACCAAAAUUCAUUUAUUUAUUAGGUGCUGAUGAAGUAUCAAACACAGAUAUUCCAAAAGAUGCAUUUGUUGUAUAUCAAGGUCAUCAUGGUGAUGUUGGUGCAUCAUUUGCUGAUGUUAUAUUACCAGGUUCUGCUUAUACUGAAAAAUCAGGUACUUAUGUAAAUACAGAAGGUAGAACUCAAGUUACAAGAGCUGCAACAAAUCCACCAGGGGUUGCUCGUGAAGAUUGGAAAAUUUUAAGAGCAUUAUCAGAAUAUUUAGGCGCUCCAUUACCAUAUGAUGAUAUAAUAUCAGUAAGAAUGAGAUUGGGAGAAAUUGCACCACAUUUAACAAGACAUGAUGUUAUAGAACCAGUAUCACAAGAAAUUGCACAAAUAGGUUUCCAAAAUCUUAUAGAUUCAAAUAAAUCAGCUACUAUAAGUGGUGAUAUUUUGACAAAUCCAAUUAAAAACUUUUAUUUUACAGAUAGUAUUUCAAGAUCAUCACCUACAAUGGCUAAAUGUGUUGCAUCAUUUGGUUUACAAAUACAGAAAUUAAAUCCAUAG